CUUUUUUAUUAUUAUCAAUACCACUUUUUAUGAUAUGAGUUGUGCAUCAAACGUUUUUAAUUACGACGCACAGUAGUUAAUCACUUUUUCAUGAGUUUAACGACCACUCAAUUGCGUGUUUCGUUUCUUCUAUUAAAACAUGAUGAAUUAACUUCGGUUACGCAAUUUUUGAUGUGGAUUUAAUGGCCUAUUUUGUUUCAGAUUUGUUCCAAUAAUGUCUGCACAUAAAGACGAAAUCAUGCAACCAAAGACAUUACAAGAAGCUAUUAAUAUAAUCAAGUUUUUAAAAACAACACACAAAGAAGAAAUAAAUAAACUGAGAGAGUCAUGUCUAAAACAAGCAACUAUAAUAAAGAAGUUAGAAGAUAAUAGAAAAAAAGAGUUAGAAUUCCUAUCAGCUGAAAUACGAAAAUAUGAAGUGAGUUUAACUUUAAGAUCAGAUACAGUUAAGGAACAGUUAGCCCAAAAAGAUGAAAUCAUUCAAAAGCAAGCGGACACAAUAGAAGAGCUCGAGAAGAAGAUCAAACAGCAUAAUCAUGUCGUUCCAGAAAUUGUUAUCGAUUCAAAUUCUGAUUCUGGUGUUGCUAUGGAAAAUGAUGAGAAAACCUCUAAAUCGGAGGAGAUCAAAGUAGAAUUAAAAGCAACCCGAAAAUGCAGCAGAAGAUUUGCUGAUCCCAUUAGUUUUUUACGUAGAGUUGACUUCUCGCCAAUGAAAUAUAAGCCGAAUAGAGAAACCACAAAAAAGAAAGAAGAGAAGAAGAAUCAACUAGAAGUUCCAAACCCUAUGAAAAGAGUUUUCACACGUCAACUGAGUAACGAAAAGCCUUUAAGUGAUGAAGAUCACACAUUAGAUGAUUCAAUAUUUUCAGAUGGUGGUAUGGAACCUAUAGUAGUGAGGCCAAAGAAAUCAAAUGAUAGUAUGAGUAAUCACUUAACUGAUGAAGAAAGUGAAGACACGAGUGAAGAAAUAUUUGACAGAGUGAUGGCGAGAAGCAGUAUAAGAAGAUCUGUUAAAGCUAAUCCUAAAUACAAGAAGAUAAAUCGAUCUAAAUCAAAACUUCUCGAACAAGUCAAAGUAAAUAUAAUGGAUUGAAUUUUGAUCCUGUACAUUGUUGCAUUUAUGUAUAUUUUUGAAAUUGUAAAAAAAUCUUGUGUCAUUCGAUAAAAUAUACCAAAGUUUUUACAAUCUAAACGUUUUUGGAUUCUUCUUUUGCUAGACAUUCUCUAAGAUUCACCAUUUUUUAUUUAUAUAUAACACACAUAGCAUACGGGUUAUCAAGUAAAUGUCAAACACC
This is a messenger RNA of Diatraea saccharalis (sugarcane borer), 1295 nucleotides long. The record is from the annotation of a GenBank genome assembly. Lineage: Eukaryota; Metazoa; Arthropoda; Insecta; Lepidoptera; Crambidae.